UUUUUUUUUUGUGCGUGACGUACAAAAUAGAAAAAAGGUGUUAAAGUAUCGGGGGAGCGGUGGGUCUGAAAAGGGUACAGAAAGUACAGUCGGCUGGAAAAAAACACAGUUUGACAAGAUGAACAGCGCAGCUGUAUAUCCGCCUCUUAAUGCCCCUGCUGCAAACCCGUUCCCAAACAUACCUGGCUAUGAAGGAAUUGCAGGAGGUGCUGCCCUGCCUCCUCCUAUACCUUUACAGCCAGUAACUCCACCGCAGCCUGCCCCCACUCCUGAUGACUGGAAAAUCCCUGAACUGUCAGAGGAGGAGGCUCGUGCUGCAUUCAAGGACUAUGUGGAAUCCCAGUGCUGCUACAGGUCAGGUCCCGCAGAGGAGGGUGUGAUCACAAGCCUGGAGUCAUUUAACACAUACAGGUUGCGUCUGGAGACGUUCACAGAGUCCAGAAAAACUGAAAUGGCUGAGAAACCUUAUGAAGGAGAAAUGGCUGACUUCUACGCUCAGCCCGCCCCCACACCCUGGCAGGUUCAGGCCAAUACCCCCAACCUCUUCAAAGAGGAUACUCAGGAGAUCCGUGUGCCCUACACCUCCUCCAUCAAGGAAUGUAACCCCUGCCGUGGGGAGGGGAAAAUUCCCUGCGAAGACUGCAAUGGAAAUGGAUAUAAACCAUGCAGGAUCUGCAAUGGCUCUGGAAAUAAUGACAACCAAAGAUGUUUGAGCUGUGAUGGAACAGGAAAGGACAGUUGUUCCAAGUGCAACGCUGAGGGGAAAAAAAAGUGCAAAACCUGCAAUGGGAAAAAACAACUGUUGACCUUUAUAAAACUAACAGUGAAGUGGACUAACAAUAAGGACAUCCACGUGGAGGAGCAAAACUGUGGCCUAAACAGUAAUAAGAUUGAAUCUGUGAAUGGGAAGGAGUUGUUCACGACCAGCCAGAACAGGGUCUACCCGCUGUAUGGGUUCCCAAACCCAGCCAUCGCUGAAGCCUCCGACCGUCUGAUCAAAGAGCAUCAAUCCAAGUUUGAGCAGACCACCCGGAUCCUGCAGCAGAGGCUGACGGUCGAGUUGGUCCCUGUCACUAAGGUGAACUACAAGUGGAAAGAUAACAUUCACGUCUUCUAUGUCUAUGGAAAUGAGAGGAAAGUCAGUGCCGAAGAUUACCCAGAAACCUGCUGCUGUGUCAUCCUGUAGACAGAAAAAAAA
Cyprinodon tularosa is the source of this 1198-nucleotide messenger RNA. RefSeq names its product protein SSUH2 homolog. Lineage: Eukaryota; Metazoa; Chordata; Actinopteri; Cyprinodontiformes; Cyprinodontidae. The record is from RefSeq and is a predicted model, not a curated record. The transcript has 12 exons. Bases 119 to 1186 code for a protein of 355 amino acids.